AUGGCAUCCUUGUAUAAAACGGCAAAACAAGAGGCAUGGACAUUUCCAUUGAGCGGAGUCAAGAUGAAGGCCUCCUUCAGCCUCCUCCUCCUCCCUUUGCUCUUUGCCGUGGGCUGGGCCCAGUGUCCGGUCCCGGCUGACCUGAAGAGGGAAGAUGGCACCAAGGCUUGUGCCCGACUCUACACAGAGAACAGCCCCUACUAUGACCAAUGUUGUGCCGGCAAUGUUCUCGAGGUGGAACCCGGUGAAGACCAGCCUUACGUCCCGUCAGGUUUCAACAACAAGGUGUCCUCCAUAGUGGUGGCCCAAAGGUGUGAACUCACAGUCUGGUCCUCGAAGGCAAAAGGUGGCAAGACCCGGAAGUUUAAAACUGGGGCAUUCCCUCGCCUCCAAGAAUACAGACAGGGGCUGUUCGGUGACUGGAAUAAUGCCAUCUCAGCCUACUAUUGUACUUGCACCUAA
Molecule: messenger RNA, 462 nt
Organism: Sceloporus undulatus (fence lizard)
Lineage: Eukaryota; Metazoa; Chordata; Lepidosauria; Squamata; Phrynosomatidae
Gene: SYCN
Product: syncollin
Exons: 2
Coding region: 1-462 (153 amino acids)
Biological process (GO): exocytosis
Cellular component (GO): secretory granule membrane
Source: RefSeq, a predicted model, not a curated record